Messenger RNA from Gryllus bimaculatus (two-spotted cricket), 1087 nucleotides. Lineage: Eukaryota; Metazoa; Arthropoda; Insecta; Orthoptera; Gryllidae. The record is from the annotation of a GenBank genome assembly.
AUGGGGCGGAGUGUCGCGCGUACACAAACAUCCAAAAGGCUGCCUGCGCACGAGCGCUGUGCAGACAGUGGCACUUCCGCACUACUCUUUGGACCGGGCACGUCGUCAGGGGAGAGCUUGGAAGCUAAAGCCCCUCUCGAAAUGAAACAAAAACACUCUCAUUAUGAUAUGAGAGCAGAUCUUUGGGUGGAAUCCGAGGCGAUCCACAAACGGAAAGAAAAUUUCCGUAAAUUGCGAAAUACAAAUUACGAUAUAGUAUAUGGACAGACGACAUGACAUCACUGACAAAAUUCUAAAUAUUUUGUUUAUAAAGAAAAAUAAGAUAUAAGUAUAUGUAGCUAUGUAGUUCUCUUACGCUUGGGGUAUUUUUUUAUAUCCAAUGCUAUCUUCUUUUAUUGCGCCCUAUAUAAAUUAUAUUUGCGGUAUGUAAUUCUAAGAGAAAAUCGAGAUAAGGAUAUGGGUAAUGACUUUUCUACGGAACAAAUAUUUGCUGAGGUUGAUACAAAUCCUUUUUUUUUAUAUCUGUGACAAAAUGCAUACUUCCAUGUUAUGCUUUGCUGAUGAAGUUAUUUCAUGAAGCAAUACAUGACUUAAAUUAUAAUUUCAGUGUCCAAGAAAGUAAAUAACUGCAUACGUUUGGUGUUAAAAUUAGAUUAUGUUGGGUAAAUGUUCGCUCGAGUUAAUCGUAUUCUAGUUUUAUUAGCUUAAUUUAUUUUAUCACUGCAUCAUCGGUUAUUUUACAAAUGUAAUUAAAUUAUUAUUCAAUGACUCUCAAAUCAAUUACGAUUCUCGAUAAAAACACACAAACUAUUAAUUCAUUUUUUUUGUUUCGUCAUUUGUCAAAGAAUUUCACUCUAAAACUGUUAAUACACAAACGUAUUAUUCCAUAAUGAAUCUUCAAUCAGGUGACACAACAAGAAACCAUAUCGUGUAUAGAUUAAUGGAAAAUUAAGUUACCCUGAAAAGCUCAAUUACAUAUCUUCGAAAGAACCAAAAAAUUAGAACGUUUCAAUUAUAAACAAAUUGUGUGAACAAAUUGCGUAUUUCUGUUAUAAUUUACAAUCUGCCAUUGCAAAUUACAAAUUGU